This is a messenger RNA of Lodderomyces margitis, 1260 nucleotides long. RefSeq lists its product as uncharacterized. The record is from RefSeq and is a predicted model, not a curated record. The coding region runs from base 1 to 1260 and encodes 419 amino acids. NCBI's taxonomy places the organism in Eukaryota, Fungi, Ascomycota, Pichiomycetes, Serinales, Debaryomycetaceae. Gene Ontology annotation, molecular function: RNA binding. Gene Ontology annotation, biological process: mRNA cis splicing, via spliceosome; regulation of alternative mRNA splicing, via spliceosome. Gene Ontology annotation, cellular component: catalytic step 2 spliceosome; U2 snRNP; U2-type prespliceosome. The transcript has a single exon.
AUGCCAACAUCUGUUCCUGAAAAUUUACCGGUUCCUCCAAAAGACAUCAAAGAUGUUAUUGAAAAGUCUGUGGUUUACAUCAAGAAGAAUGGCAAAUCCUUUGAAGAUAGGUUGUUAAAGAACAACAAAGGCAACCAAUUUGACUUUAUAAAACCAGAUAAUGAGUUUCAUGCUUACUACUUGUGGGCCUUGAAUUCCUACUCGGGUCUGAAUACAACCGCUACAGAGGAAGGAGAUAGUGAAGUUACUAAUAUUGAUACGAUAGUUAUACCCAAACCAAGAGAUUUAGAAUUCUUGAUCGAACAUUUUCCUGACAAUAUAUGUGAGCGAGAUUUACAAAUCAUCAAGAAAACAGCUAUAUAUAUCGCCGUAAACGGUGAAGAUAAGAUUAAAGGACUUCUAAAACAUGAGCAGGAUUUGGGGUACCAUGCUCAAUUUGACUUCCUUAAACCACAACACUCAUUGCAUGCUCUAUUUCAAGAAUAUGUUACCCAAUAUAAAGCUGUCUUGGAUGCCUUUUUAGGCGAAUCAAAUCUCAUAAAGAAAGAACUAUCAAGCAACUUGAAAGAGUUUGAGAAUAAUGAGUUUGCUGUGUUGACCAAAGCGUAUGACAGAGCUCAAUAUAGAAAGCAGAAUAAGGUGCGUAAGAAAAUGCAUGAUGAGCGUUUGUUGCAAAAAAGAAUUCACUUUGCCCUGGUUGAUUGGCAGGACUUCACCCUAGUUGAGUAUGUAAAGUUUGAUGAAAUUGAUGUGGUAAAAGAGUUGAGCACUCCGUUGGUCCGGGGAGACUUGUCAAAGCGAUCACUUACGGCGAAGAGCCAAGAUAUCAAACUUCCUAAAUCAAAGCCAAUAUCAUUAGAUAAUGAAGACGAUGAACUGCAUAAUGAGGAAGCUCCAUCCAAUAGUGCUGUGAAUGAGUCCGACGUGCCUCCUGCCCGCUUCAAGGGAAUGAAAAUUAAGGCUGCUGGAACAACGAGAUUGAAACGCUCAUCCCCAGCAGCAAAUUCGUCGGGUAAGUCAGUAUCACAAUCAGCUUCAACGGAAAAGAUAAAAUGCCCAGUUACAGGCAAAUUAGUCCCUGCUGCGGAGUUUGAUGAUCAUUUGAGGAGUAUAUUGAGAGACCCAUCUUAUAAGCAACAGCAGGAGAAUUAUUUACGCAAAAACUUCAGUUACGAGUCGAAUAUUACUACUGAUCAAGCAUUUGAAAACAUCAAACGGUUGAUGAGAAAGAGGCAUACAGAGGAUCAUGGUGGUCGAUAG